AUGGGCUUUUCUGGGAAGUCUCAGCCAGCUCCUGUGGACAUAGGCUUGGAUGCUGAAACUCAAAAAUGGGUUAUCGCCGGAAUCCCAUUACGGGCUCCGUUGAAGCCGCUGUACACAAACCCCGUAGAGACAGAACGGGAUCACGGCGGCGAUGACGUGGAGGAGUGUUCGACGACCCCGACGGGCGAAGAAGCCAGAAUUCCGACGAGGCUAACGUGUCCACCUCCUCCGAGAAAGAGGAAAGCAGCUGCUUCGAAAUGUAAUUAUGGCGCUGGUGUUAGGGAGUUCUUCACUCCUCCCGACUUAGAAACUGUGUUCAUACGCCAUGUUGAAAGGGCCAAUUGA
Prunus armeniaca (apricot) is the source of this 345-nucleotide messenger RNA. NCBI's taxonomy places the organism in Eukaryota, Viridiplantae, Streptophyta, Magnoliopsida, Rosales, Rosaceae. The record is from the annotation of a GenBank genome assembly.